Messenger RNA from Pongo pygmaeus (Bornean orangutan), 4314 nucleotides. It is a transcript of the gene CCDC116, whose product is annotated as coiled-coil domain containing 116. Lineage: Eukaryota; Metazoa; Chordata; Mammalia; Primates; Hominidae. The transcript is spliced from 5 exons. Gene Ontology annotation, cellular component: centrosome. The record is from RefSeq and is a predicted model, not a curated record. The coding region runs from base 1992 to 4127 and encodes 711 amino acids.
UCUAAAAGCAGGCAUUUUCUUGAUUUGUUGAUUUUUUUUUUCUUGCGCUCUAGACACUAAGAAAAUGAAAGAAAGCAUAUACACUAAGGCUUCAUUUGAGAAAACAUUAUCUCCUGUUUCCAUCUUGAGCUCUCUGCCAGGCUACAGCUUUUACAUUCAUAACUUCACUGUUUUCUCUUUGGUCCAGAAAAGCUUUCCUUACCCAUGACUGUAUAAAUAGUCAUUGGUUGGCAGCCACAGUUUCCACUGCAAUGUGGCAGUCUUGAUUUUUCCCAUGGAAAGUGUGGUGUUUGUGUUCCGGCUAUGAAAUUGGUAAUGUCAUUCCUGUUUCACAGAUGAGGAAACUGGGGUUCAGAGAGCGAAAGUGUGGUCCUGCCAGGAGUAGUGGAGCUAAGACUGAACCUCACAGCUCGGGGCCAGCACCCAGGCCUGCUACGUCCUCUCUGUCCCUGACCUAGUGGGUAGCCAGAGCUGAGAGGACAGAGCAGAACUUGAGAGGAACAAUAUUUCGUGAGGCAUGUGAGGAUUGAAAGCCUCAUAGAGUCCUUCAACCAUGCUCUUGGCAUAAGGACUGUUGUGUUUAUAGUGACCGGUGAAUUGUCAGACCUCAACCAACCACCAUUCUCCACUGGAAGCUGAUCUUGGAAAGGUCAGAGGUCCCGAGGGUCUGCAGAUGGGAAGGAGGAGACUGACAUUUAUUGAGCACCUACUUGGUGCCAGACACUGAAAGUAUUAGAGAUUAAGGGUGACUUGCCUCAGUUCUGGCCCCAAAGAAGCACCAUCUGAUAGAAAAAUAAGUAGCAACAUGGUAUGGUAGAGUCUGGAAUGGGGUUUACUGUGAAUUGCGUAGGACGCGGCAGAAUUCACAGUAAAAGCUUUUUGGAAGAAGUGACACCAUGGAGGGGUAUUACUGAGCAAAGGGGAAAAGGAGGGAGGGAGAGGAGGUAAGAAUAUACAAGGCUCCGCCGGGCGAGGUGGCUCAGGCCUGUAAUCCCAGCACUUUGGGAGGCCAAGGGCAGGCGGAUCACAAGGUCAGGAAAUCGAGACCAUCCUGGCUAACACGGUGAAACCUUGUCUCUACUAAAACUACAAAAAAAUUAGCCGGGCGUGGUGGCGGGCGCCUGUAAUCCCAGCUACUCGGGAGGCUGAGGCAGGAGAAUGGCGUGAACACGGGAGGCGGAGCUUGCAGUGAGCCGAGAUCGCGCCACUGCACUCCAGCCUGGGCGACUGAGGGAGACUCCGUCUCCAAAUAAAUAAAUUAAUUAAUUAAAGAAUACACAAGGCUCCACUGGGGUACUGGGUGUGUUGUAGGGAGAUUUUAUUGAAUCCUAUACUCCCAUAUUCGAAGAACGCUCAAGCCCAUUUACAGUGUGGGACUAAUGCUAAGAGAGGUUGAGUCACAUUGGCAGGAAAGAGCAGAGCCAGGAACUGAAGCCAGGUCUGUGACUUAGAGCCAGCACUCUUUCCACUGCAGAGGGGAGAGGUCUCAAGGCAGAACCUGGGGCUGUGCACACCGCGGGAGGGGCGGAGGCCCCUGGAAACGAACAGGAGCAGGAGGCCCAGGGCUGCGCAGCGACAAAGGAGGACACGAGGAAGGUGCUUGUGCCACCGGUGGAAGACGUGGCUUUGGCUUUUAGGCUCCCCUCGGGGCAGGAGCAGAUCAAAGAGCCUAGCCCCAGCUUCGGUGGUGGGUGGGGGGUCCUCCCGGCAGCGGGGAGCGUGGGCACCAGCAUCCUCAGCCUGCGGCUCCCAGGCGAGGCGAGUGUGGGAGGGCAGAGCCCAGAGGAUUGGAGGUGGGGCCAAUGUGGGCCCCGCCCCCAACCAUUGUGUCGGAGAGGGAAGUGGACGAGCUCCUCGGUAAGAACCAAUGAGGAUGUGGUAUGCAAAUAAGCAAGUGGAGGCCGCCAGCCGACUUCCUCGCACUGUGCAGCCGCUCCAGUGAGGGCGCAGACUGUACUGGCCUGUGCGGAGCAAGGCGGUGUUUCUGACGCAUGGGGGCCGUGGAGCAGAGGAAGGGCUGGAUGCAUGAAGGAGGCGGGGUGCGGGGAGCGAGGGACCCGCAGACUCCAGGGCCACAGAUGCAUGGACCUAUUGGAGACCCUCAGGUUGUCUCCCCACCCCACGCAGAGAGGAAUGUGCAGCUGAAGAGAGAGGUGGGCAGCAGGCCCGGUCACCUGCCAGGUGACCACAUGGCCAGGUGCCGCCACCACUCGGGUUACCUGGCCGACGACGAGGCCAGCCACUCCAUGUGCAGUGCACGGGUGCAGCUGCCCAAGAAGCCACUGGUCCCAGAAAUGGGGCCAGCCUGCAAGCCGGGCCGUGUGCCACACCUACCAUCCACAUGUGGCAGCUCAGCGCUCCAGGGCCAACGCCGAAACAAGAGGCACCCUCAGCCCUUUGGCCACUUUCUGGAUUUCCUAACUGAGAGCCAGGUCCUGGACAGCCUGGAGACAGUGGUGGAGAAGGCGACUGAGCGCAUGGCUGCCAUGAAGACGGAGGCUGGGGUGCCGCUUGUGGAGGUGCAGGACCCAGUGGAGGUGCCAAGUGGUGGACGGCGGGCACAUGCCCGGCCCAGCCUCAGCACCGUACACCGGCACCGUGUACAGCCGACCCUCUGCACUGGACACCCCAACAACUACCCAUCCAGCUCCAGCUCCAUGUCCAACUGCCAUAGCAGCCUCAUGGCCGGCUAUCUGGGCUCCCACAGCCGGGACAGUGACCUAGGUGCCCAAGGCUUAGGCUCAUUGCCACCUGUGAGGGACAAACUCCUGCUGGAGAAGAACCUCAAGCGGCUGCUACAGCUGGAGAGGAAAGGGAAAGGCCUCAGUCAGUCCUGCUCCCAGAGGGACUCCUUGCUGUGGGAUUCGCUGGGUAGCCAGACCAGCUUUCAGUGGACCCAGGAGCAGCCCUUGUCCUGGUUCUCAGGGCUGCUGGGCUCAAGCUCUGGCGUGCCUGAAGCAUCAGAGCCCAGGCCUGGAGAACAGGAGCCAAUUUUCCGCAAGCGAGAGUUCAAUAAGGAGAUCAAGUCAUUACUGAGCCAGCUGGAGUCCCUCGACCUGCCUGGCUACUGUCCGCUCCGUGAGCCCCAUCGCACGCUGAACUUUCUGGCUGACCACCGCCUCUUCCCCGCCCUGCAAAGCGUGGUCAGCCAGGCUGUGGAUAAGCUCCGUGGCGCCCGCUGCCGCAACGGCCGUCCUCUGUUCCCCACCAGCUUGGAGCCCACCUCAGAGCUGCAGGUUGAUGGCAAUCUGCCGCCUCUGGGCUCUGAGCCGGCUACACCCACCAAUGGCGGGCAGCCCCAAGCUUCCCCCCGCCCCACAGUCUCCAGCCCCAAGAUGCUUCAGAGAAAACGCAAGGACAGAGGAGGCUCCCCCUCCAUGUCUAGUGCCCAGGUGGCCACCAGAUUCAAACUCAAGAGCCCCCGCAGCAGCAGCAGGUUCAUGAAGAAGAAGCCGCUGCCCUCCAUCUCGUCGAAGUCCAGCAUGUCUCACUUCUCCAACCGCCUUUAUGAGGAGCUCGCCGACUUCCUGACCCAGCAGGCAGCCUCCUUGGUCAUCCGCAAGUACGAGUUCGAAAAGGACCUCAGUAAGCAGCUGGGCUUCUUCUCCUUCCCCGUCACCCACGUGCUCAGGGACCUUUCCCUGGGCUUAAAGAAGGUGAAAGGCUCCCGCAUCCACCUGUCCUCGGAGACCCACCGGAGCUGCCUGCUGCGUAAACUGGAGGAGGCCAAAAUGGCCCGGCAGGCCUCCCGGCUCAGCACCUCCCACCGCAGCACAGAGAUACCCUCUGUGCAGCAGGAACCGGCCACCCACACUGCCCAGGACCAGGCCACAGAGCCCUGCCGCUCCCUCUACACCAACUUGCCAGCCAGCCUGCAGCUCAGCCCUUUGGAGCCCAAGCUCUCAGUGUCUGCCCGCACCAGCAUGGGUUCCAGUCCCCCCAAGUCCAAGGACAUGGACAAUGAGGGCCGUGAUAAAGCCGAGGUUGAAGAUGAAGAUGAGGAUGAGUUCAAGGAUGAGGACCAGGAUGAGGACAAGGAUGAGGAUGGAGUCCAGAGCCUCCCAGAGCCUGGAGAGGAGGCCUCGGUCAGCCACUCUGUGGAUGUGGGCCACGGUGACCCACCAUGAAGUCCCCACUAGCCACUCGAUUCCCUGCUCUGUCAGAGUUGCUACCCAUCACACCAGCCCCUGCCAUGAGCAGGAGUCACCACAGGCUGAAUGCCCACAAGGAACUGUGCUGAGACUCUCAAGGGAGCCAGUGAAAGAAAUAGAAAUAAAGCCUGUGUUGCUGGGACACAGGUUUGCUGUCCUGAGA